Messenger RNA from Wickerhamiella sorbophila, 420 nucleotides. RefSeq lists its product as hypothetical. NCBI's taxonomy places the organism in Eukaryota, Fungi, Ascomycota, Dipodascomycetes, Dipodascales, Trichomonascaceae. Bases 1 to 420 code for a protein of 139 amino acids. The transcript has a single exon. The record is from RefSeq and is a predicted model, not a curated record.
AUGGGCCAGUCGAAUGCCCUUGUAAAGGCCGGUAGCACGCCGCCGCCAGAUGGGCCGCCUCCGGAAUAUUCUGCAUCCUCGAGCAGCAGUCAACCACGUCCGCAAUCGCAGGGAACAAGCGGUUACUAUAAUCACAGCCGACCCACGGGUACUAAUUAUGGAGCAAGUGGCCAAUCCGGAUAUGGCGGUGGAUACGGCUACUAUCCACAACAGCAGCACCAGCAAACUUAUUAUCCGCAGCCACAGUAUAACUCGCCUCCGCCGGGUCCGCAAUACUCCUCGCAGCCUGCAUACUAUCAACAACCAGUGUAUUACCAAGAGCGCUACGACCGCAGAGACGAAGAUUGUGCCAAUUUGUGCUGUGGUGUGUGUGCCGGCCUGAUGUUUGCCGAGCUACUAACCCUCUGUCUUGUUUUCUGA